CUGAAGCUAAAAGUCUAAAGUGACGGAUGUCUAAAAUGAUAUCGCAAUGACUUUAAUUUAUUUAUUACAAUAUUCACAUUAAAUUAAUAAUUUAAAUACAUAAAUAAUAAAAUAAUUAGUAAUAUUUAGUUAUAUAAUUAAAAAAAAGUUUUUUAUUGAUUUAAAAAAUGGAGGAAGCUAAAUUUUUAAAAAGAAAAGUACGAUCAGGAAGUUUAGAUGUCCACCCAACUGAAAAAGCUCUGGUAGUAAACUACGACGUAGAAGCUUUAAUCCUCGGUGAACUUGGAGACCCGAUGCUGGGAGAUCGCAAAGAAUGUCAGAAAAUAAUCCGCCUGAAGAGUUUGAAUGCAGACACAAACGUCUCGCUUCUCGCCAAAGAAGUCAUGGAAAAAUGUUCCCUCAUCCACGAGUCAAAGCUUCACGAAGUAGAGCAGCUGAUUUACUAUCUCCAGAACCGUAAAAUAAACGAGGACCAGCCGUCGCGACCUGUGUCCUCCACCAAUUCGGACACCGACGAGCGCGCGGUGAUAAGUAACGUCGACAGCUACAUCGAGUUACUCUACGAAGAAAUACCCGACAAAAUAAAGGGAUCGGCUUUGAUACUCCAGCUGGCGCGUAUUCCUGACAACUUAUUGGAGUUGACUAAAAACGAGUCUCUCCUCAGCGCACUGGCGCGAGUUCUCCGCGAGGAUUGGCGUCGCAGCAUCGAACUCUCUACCAACAUCGUCUACAUAUUUUUCUGCUUCUCCACGUAUACGCAAUUCCACAGCAUAAUUCUUGAGUACCGCAUCGGCUCGCUCUGCAUGGAAAUUAUUGACUACGAGCUCCAGCGUUACGACCAAUGGCGCGACGAUAUGGAAAAACGCCGCCGUUAUUUUGAAACCACGACCGGUUUAGCUAUUUAUCCAUCAGUAACUUCUAUUUCUUCUUCAACAAAUGCAACUGACGCUGAUAAAAAAAUUAAAAUAACUGAUGACAUCUGGACUACAGAGGCACCAUUGGACUACGAAUUGAAACGACGGUCAACGGAAGUAAAUUUCCACAUAACUGAUGCUGAGGUGAAACGUAUGAAAGAUGAUUUAGAAAAAUACCGGAAGAAAUUUAAAAAUUUGACUAAAAAACAAGAACAAUUAUUGCGCAUUGCUUUUUAUUUGCUGCUCAAUAUCGCGGAAAAUACAGACGUUGAGCGUAAAAUGCGUAAAAAAAAUGUAAUAUCCAUGAUCAUCAAGACACUUGAUCGCACUAACAAUGACCUGCUGAUUCUCAUAAUAACGUUUUUAAAAAAGCUAUCGAUAUUCCGCGAAAACAAGGACGUGAUGGCAAAUGAAAAUAUUAUUGAGAAGCUGCCACGUCUUCUGCAGAACAAUAAUAACAUUGAUUUAAUACUGAUCACACUAAAGUUAUUAUUCAAUUUGUCAUUUGAUUUAAAACUGCGCGGGAAAAUGAUCCGCGUGGGCUUGUUACCAAAACUGAUAAAACUUCUUGGGCAGAAUGAGAUUAAAAAUAAAACAACGAUCCUAGGGCUGCUGUAUCACUUGAGUAUGGAUGAUAAAGUAAAACUGAUGUUCAAUAAUACAGAGUGUACGCAGUUGAUAAUUGACAUGAUUUUAGAAGUAGACGACGACCGUUUCAAACGCGAACUGGUGGCAGUAGGAAUUAAUUUGUCUAUAAAUUAUAAAAAUUCACUGAUGAUGAUCGGGAAUAAUCGCCUGCAAGGUCUGAUACGCAAAGCGUUUCGUAAUCAGGACUCAUUGCUGAUGAAACUGAUACGAAAUAUUUCUCAACAUGAUGGACUGAAAGAUUACUUUGUUGAGUUUGUUGGUGACUUUGCUAUGGCGCUUACGCAAUCUGAUUCUCAGGACUUUAUUUUAGAACUGAUUGGUGUAAUGGGAAAUUUAGUUCUCCCGGAUUUAGACUAUGCUCAAAUAUUGCAGCGAUGCAAUUUGAUUCCUUGGAUCAGGAAUAAUUUGGUGGUGGGAAAGGCGCCAGAUGAUUUGAUUCUGGAGGUCGUUAUUUUAUUGGGCACUGCUGCUAGCGAUGAGGAUUGCGCGCGAUUAAUUUGCAAAGCCGACUUACUGCUGUCGUGCAUCGAGUUGCUGAAGGCGAAGCAAGAAGACGACGAGAUUGUGCUGCAAAUUAUUUAUGUUUUCUAUCAGAUCGCGAUGCAUGAGUCCACGCGAGACUAUUUGAUACGGGAAACUAACAAUGAGGCGCCGGGUUAUCUUAUUGAUUUGAUGCACGACAAGAAUCCUGCAAUCCGAAAAGUUUGCGACGCGUGUUUAGAUGUGAUUGCAAUGUGCGACAAGGAGUGGGCAGCGAGGAUAAAAGUCGAGAAGUUCAGGUCCCAUAAUCAGCAAUGGCUGGAGAUGGUUGAGUCUAUUGCUGUGGACAAUGCUAAUCAUUUGAUUGUUGAUGAUGAUGAGAGCUUGCCGCCUUAUUUGAAUGAUGAUUUGCUGAAGCACACGAUGCUGUUUCCAUCGGGUACUACUACGAGUUUCAGUACCGAUGAUAUGGAGAUGAGUGGGAUCAAGUCAACAGAUUCAGGAGAGUGUCAAAGUCGACCUGCUAGUCGAUACAGCCGUGACAUGGAUGACAUAAACGAUUUCUUGGCAAGAUCUAAAUCCCGAAUGUCCGUGGGCUCAGGUAUAGAAGACCUCUACCACAAUUCAAAAGUUAGAUUUUCCGAAGCUGAUUCUUCUCAUCUUCUAAUUUAAUUACUCAUUCUAUUCCGUUAGGUUUAAAAAAAAUACGCUUAUGUUUUAAGUACUUAAUUAAUAAUUUAAAAAAAAAAACUUAACUAAAAAGACGUCCAUUAGCAUGCAGAAUUAUAAAUUAGUGUGAACAAACGUAGUGCCUUUUUUAUUUACGAGGCCGUAAUUGCUUGCAUUUAAUUAUUUAAUGGCUCAAAAAUUAGCCUGAUCUCGUUUAGUCUGCGAUAAUUUCACUUAUUAAUUAUUUAUUAUUAAUUAUUAAAGCUUAGUAAAUAUAUAUAUAUGUAUACAUCGAUUAUUUAUCGUACUAGUCACUUAGUAAUUAACCAUACGUGUAAUGCACUUAUAAUUUGUGAUAAAAUUUCCAUUAUGAUAUAAAUUAUCAGCCUAAUUAAGUAAUUAAAUAAAAUAAAUUAGUGGAAGAUAAAAAUUUAUUUAUUUUUAGGUCGACUAUUUGAACUUAGACAUUUUUGUAUACUUAAAUCUCCGUUUGAUUUUAAAAUAAUUGUAUAAUUAUUAGUACCAUCGUUGUCAAUAAUUGCAUGCUCUUUUAAACCCCAACUUACUGGACUGUUAUCAAAACCUUGUACAUGUAAACUUCCCCAGUCAGAUACGUCCGUACUGUUAUUCGAAUUUAUAAAUUCUUUUAAGGUAUUUAAUAUUUUAAUUACUCUUGACCUUGUAAAAAAUCCACGAUACUCAAUGUAUAAAACAUCUUUUAUUACUGUUACGGAUUUAAUUGCACUAGAUGUAUUUAUUGAAUUGUCUCUGAAAAAUAAAUUUUUAUUAAUUGUA
Microplitis mediator is the source of this 3506-nucleotide messenger RNA. It is a transcript of the gene Kap3, whose product is annotated as kinesin-associated protein 3. The coding region runs from base 168 to 2714 and encodes 848 amino acids. The transcript is spliced from 3 exons. Gene Ontology annotation, molecular function: kinesin binding. Lineage: Eukaryota; Metazoa; Arthropoda; Insecta; Hymenoptera; Braconidae. Gene Ontology annotation, cellular component: ciliary transition zone; axoneme; kinesin II complex. The record is from RefSeq and is a predicted model, not a curated record. Gene Ontology annotation, biological process: microtubule-based movement; cilium organization.